Symbiodinium natans is the source of this 5967-nucleotide messenger RNA. The record is from the annotation of a GenBank genome assembly. Lineage: Eukaryota; Dinophyceae; Suessiales; Symbiodiniaceae.
AUGCUGCUACUUCCGGUUAACAUCAUCUUCUUCUGUGCCGUGUGCGUUCGCGUGCUGAGACUUCAGCCAGACACGCAAAUGGGAAAGAUGGUUCCAGUGAUCAUCGAAAGUGGCGACAUUUACGAAGCCUUCGCGCUGUGGUCGGUGCUUGUUCUCUUCGUCAAGGUGGUGCAGGCUGAGAUGGCGGGCAGCCACUCCAACGCCAUGAGCUCGUUCAGGUCCUUCAAGUCGAUCAGCCUCCAGGGUGUCAAAGCCUGGGUCUUCAUUCAGUCGGCCGCGGUAGUGUUGAAGCUUAUUCUUCAAGGCAUCGUGGCUGUCUAUGUCCCGACCUUCUGCUACUGGGCUUCGAAGUCCUGCACGAGCUGCGAGAAGCUUUAUGAGGAGAACGUCGCCAUUGCUCUGUCUGCUGUAACUUUCCUGCUUUGCUCCUUCGCCAUCAUGUUUGUGUUCUACUUUGAGUCUGGGUACCGGCAUCACUUGGAGAAGACGGAGCCCUUGUGGAAGUUCCUGGGCGUGAAAGGCAUCGUGUCCGUGACCUACUUCCAGUGGCUGGUGAUCUCCGCCCUCGCCUCACCAUUGAAAUGGACUGGCAACCAAGUCUACCUUUUCCACUGCAUGCUCUACGCAUUCUGGAUGCCGCUGCUUGCACUGGUGCAUACGUUCCUGGCCUACCCAUUUUAUACUCUUCGCAACUCCGAGUCGGACCUGGCUCCCUGGUUGGUGGCCUGGCUGAAGACGCUUGGGGUUGGCGAGGAGCGUGCCGAGGAGUGUCUCACGCCUUCCACGCCCUCCCUGCCGUCGAUCUCAGGAACGAUUGACGGUCGCGCAGAUGUGCUCCUGGACCAGGCUUCCAGUGGAGAAGUGCGAAGCGUCAGCCGCGUAUCAUCAGAGCUGCUUUCCCAUCCAGCUUCUUCCAAAUGGCAGCUGCUGCUCUACUUCAUAGUAGCUGUGCUGUCCUGCGCGGCAAGCUCCAAGGCGCUUCUGACAGUCCUCCCAGCCAGCGCAGCGCCCUUCGAGGAUCCGCUCCGCAACAUCUCCUGUGCAGGACAGGGAGAUUUGGCACACUUCCUGCUCAACCGCCAGGACUUGCACUUUGCAAUGCUGAAUGACACGGCCGAACGAUGGUCUUCUCCGGGGGUUGCCGGUGCCUGGCUGCCCCUCUGUUCAGCCACCCCCUUGGGCUGCGCACCAGGUCAUUUCGCAGAUCGCCGUCCACCUUCGGUGGGCUGCUCCGCUGAAGGAGUCUACACGUGGAGUGGAUCAUGCAGUGCAAUUUCCUGUGGAGCUCCCCCCCACCUGCCGCAUGCGGUUCCACGCAUGCACGACAUUGAGCGGCAGAACUGGACCUAUGGCGUCACAAUUCACUACGACUGUGACAAGCCUGGAUAUCGUGGUGAUUUGAGUGCCGUGUGCAACCUGACCGGGACCUGGGUGGUCCAUGGCUCCUGCGUGGAAGUGACAUGUGGCACCCCUCCCGAGGACGUCCCGCAUGCUCAUGCUGUCUUGGACCCCAGUCGCGGCAACGUCAGCACAGGCAUGGUGGUCCGGUACCAGUGUGACGAGAUGUACAACGGCACGCUGCUCCGAGGCACGAUCGUGGUCGAACGUAUGGAUCCAGACGUUGAAGUCUUGUUGAAGAAGAUUGAAGAGUUGAAGAGGGAGAAGCGGGAAGAGGAGGAGAAACGGAAAAGGGCCGAAAAGAGAGUGGAGCAGUCGUUUCAGUUGAAAUGCAGCCACGAGGAGUCUAGUGAGCGAGCCAAGCAGCUCAAGUCCUUGGACGUGUGUUUCGUGCUGGAUUGUACGAACUCGAUGCAGCCCUUUAUCGAAUCGGUCAAGCAGAAGAUCGCCGAAAUCAACGUGCAGAUUGAGAAAAGGUUGGGAAGCGGAGCCAAUGUGAGGUAUGCCAUGGUUUGCUAUCGAGAUUUCGAUUGUGCAGAGCAUCCCGUGAUCCUGCCGUUUGGCGACGUGCGUGCCUGCCAGCAUUUCCUGGAAGGGGUCCGGGCAACCGGUGGUGAGGAUUGGUGCGAGGAUGUUCUUGCAGGGCUGGAGGCAGCCGUAAACCUCGAUUGGCGAGGUCAUGUGCGACUGCUAUUUCUCCUGGCGCAGACGCCUAACCACGGUCCGCGUUUUCAUGAUAAGGCCCGGGGAGCAGGACACCAGGAAGGUCUUGUCCGAAUCUUCAGUUGGGAUGAUCACUUUGAUGUGGACACCGGCAAAGCAGACAGAGUCCUCCUCACUCUUGUCCAGAAGGAUAUCCACUUCCAUUGCCUCGAGAUUUCUGGCUCAACUUCGAAAAUGUUUGAAGCCUUCCAGGAAGUCUACAACAACAAGGAUGAGGGGCGCGUCAUGAAGGUGCACACAAUGACUUCGGACGCAGAAUCGCUGCUGUCAACAAUUGUAAAGGCAUCUUGGAGCUCAGUGCAGGAGACGUUCACUAGGACAUCGGCAUCGUGGUCCGUGGUCACUGGUCAAGAGCAACAUCUGCCAGAGUUCAAUGUCAGUAAAGUAUCCCUUGAUCCCAACAUCGAUUGGGAGAACAUGACGGGGUGGCAGAAGUUCCAGGCCAGACUUGAGUCGGUAGAGGUACAAGAUGAGCUUUGCACCAAGUUCCGGACCCACGAGACCAGAACCACGGUCCACAUUGCACCAAAGCCAUUCAGCCACGGCGCCAUGCGCGCUGCGUGGGCACUCUAUGACGAGAGCAUUAAUGCAAAGCUCGUCGCGAAAAGAUACAUGAGACAGGAUUCACGGUACAAUGCCAUAGAAGUCCUAGAGGGUGACCUCCGGUCACAAGCUUUGGCUAUGAGCCUGGCGGAGAAGUUCAACCGCCGCCGACCUAACGAACCACCGCUGCAUUUUGUGCAGCUGCAGCUGAUGCGCAUUGAUGUUAUGGGCAAGGAGAAGCUCAUGACGGUGGAGCCCUUCAUUCCUGGAGAGUACCGUAAAGAAACCAACAAUGCAAGCUUCGUUCGGGAGGGCUCUGACAUAGCACAAGCCUUUAGCCAUUUUUCCCAUGAUGUUACAGGCGGGGCUUGCAUGGUGGUGGACAUCCAAGGGGUCCGCGAAUCUCUGACGGAUCCACAAAUCCACAGCAAGCACUCAUGUUUCGGUCGCGGCAAUCUCGGCACCAAAGGCUUCGAUGCCUUCUUCAUGGUGCAUCAGUGCAACGAGGUCUGCAGGCACUUGAAGCUCAAGCCAAACCCGAUGCAGCUCAGCAGCCUCGCCCACGACUUGAUUGGGAGCUUGGAGGCCUGUCCGUGGAGCAUCUAUCACGUCCGGAAGUCAGCCAAGCAAGCGCUGCAAAAGAACGAGCAGGAUCCUGUUUGGAUAGGGGGUGCAAAGCUUGCCUGGCAUCCUCAGCGGAAGGUGCCGGUCGUGAUUGAUGUGAUGGACAACGUUGAGGUUUUUGUCAGAUUUGAACGAGGCAGCCAAGAUAGCAGAGCCUUGGAGUCCUGGUUGCAGACGACCGAUCAAGGCAAGUUCAAGCGAGAUUGGUCGGCAGAUGCAAAGAACAUUGCAGACGCUGGUGAAAUUAACUAUGUUCGGCGCUGCAAGCUGAGAAUAGGACACUUCUUGGCCGAAAUCCACCCUGUUGAGAUGGCAUCGUGCAGCAGACAGGAAACACUAGAGCUACUUUCCCAGUGCAGUGACGACGUGGACACAACACGUUCGGUGGAUUUGGUCUUCGACGGUCCGAUCUUGGGCAUACAGAGCGAAGCGUGGUUUCAGAGCUUCAAGAAGGUUGCCAAGAAACCAGCGAAAGAUGUUCAGGUCGACGUCGACACGCCCAAGGAAAGAUCUCUCGAAUGGCCUUGCGGUGGCAAGUGCGGCUCGAUGGUCCAACGAGUUCUAAAGUACAAUGGCAAGUUUCCGAAGUUGGUUUUUUGCCGACGGUGUUCCGCGAAGCGUCGCGCCAGCUGGCGAGCGCGGGUGUGCCGAGCAUUGGGAUGCAAGAAGUACGUGCAGUACAAGUUCUUUGAGUAUCAAGUGCAAGGCCGUCCGGAACCCGAACUCUGCCGAGAUUGCGCGCAACAGGACCACGUGGAACGGAAGCAGGAGGAGGACCCGUGGCGCAUGAAGCACUGCUUGGAGUGCAAGCAACAGGUGGAGUUCUAUUUGCCAGAAGAGCCUCAGCUGUGCCAGGACUGUGCCUGUCGGGGGGUGUGCCGGCAGGGCGAGCUGGAAGACACUGAUUGCAGUGAUGUUGGUUCCACCGAGUCGGAGUCGGAUGACGAGUGGUCCCUCAUCUCUGACAGCUUGCCGCAAAUAAAGAAAUACCCCAAUGCGAAGUGUGAGGAGUGCCAGGCACAAGUCACCGACAAAGGUCGCAAACUCACCUGCCAAUCUUCGAAGCAUUUCUUUUUCUUGUGUGGCACCAACGGAUGCGACAAGAAGUUCGAGAAGAAAUGCGAGGAACGGGCAGAGAAAAGGGGCAAAAGCGGUAAGAAAAAGAUCGAAUUCGCGCAGCAUCGAGGCUCCUGCCCCUGCCCUACAUGUGGCCUCCGCCUGCAGGAGGGCACCAUCGAAAGUGAGAUCCAAGCAUCCUUUAUUACCGAUAAAGGUCCGACCUGCUUUCCAUGGGGCACUUUGAUGCUGCUGCCUGGAGAAGACGGGACACUCAAGCCCAUCCAAAAUCUUCGAAAGAAUGACAAGAUUGUUUGCGCACUCGGGGACAGCGUCGAGGUGAAAUCGAUUGAGUGCACAGAAGAGGCAAAUCAGGAGCUGAUGUAUUUGCAAACAGAAACUGCCAGCUUGCUUGCAUCCAAAGAUCACAAAGUUCUUUGUCAGCGUGGCGACCGCUACCAACCUCUCCAAGCAGCAGCUCUUCGUUCUGGAGAUAGUGUCCUGAUCUCUGGAGGGCACCGUGAGCGGCUGCUGAGGACCGAACUUGUUCAGAAGGUGACGAAGCUGGUGGAGAUCUCAGUUUUCCCCGACCAUCCCCUGGUGGCAUUCCCACCAACGCCUGAGGCGAUCCAAAGUAUGGGCAAAGAGCAGCCGCGCACAAGAUGGCUUUUGACGAUCGACAUUGCAAAAUCUGGAUUUUCGAGGGGGCAUGAAGCUUUGUGCACAACCACGGUUGGUGCCAAGCGGGCCCUCGGAGGUUGGUUCGAGGGCAUGCAGUGCCCGUAUGUGUGCGAUCCAGGCUUUCAUGGCUUUGCCACGGCGGUUUGCAUGGAGGAUGGGGGAUACAAUGUCUCCGGCCGGUGUGCGCCGGUCUCCUGUGGUCAGCCACCGACGCUGCCGGAGGCCACUGCUCGCAUGGAAGACGUGAAGGCCGCUGCCAGCCAAAAUUUCACUUUCGGCGUGCUGAUCCGCUACUUGUGCGACCGGCCCAUGUUUCAUGGAGCACUGGUGGCCAAGUGCAACGCCUCGAGCUCAUGGGUUUUCUCCGGAAGCUGCCUCCAGGUCACUUGCGGAGAGGCGCCGGCGGUGCCCCAUGCGCAGCCGGUGGCUGCUGCAGCUAACAUGACGGCUGGAAGUGUGCUGCGAUACCGGUGUGACGAGUCCUACAACGGAACACCUACUGCGGCCUGUGGCUAUGACAGCGAGUUUGUAGUCUCCGGCCGCUGUCGGCGACAGUGUGGCACGCCGCCUUCGGUGCCGCACGCCGCUCCUAGCUUCAAUGAUGAAUUGCUAGCUGCUGGGUGGUUGUCAGGAAUGGGCGCCUCGUACCGCUGCGAUCCGGGCUUUGACGGCGCUGUCACAGCUAUGUGCGGUGAGGACGGGAACUUUUCAGUGCAAGGCAUUUGCAAGAUAGCAUCGGCUGUGGAGACGAACAGACUGCGCUCUAGCAUCACUGGCCUGUCAACCGCAAUCGGUGUGGAGAAUGCGCUGAUUCUGGCUGGCCUUGGAGUCUUUGGCUGGCAGAGAUACCGUGUCAACGCGCGAAGUGUGGGGAGCCCGGCGAACGAGAUGUCGUCGCCGAUCUGCCCAACAGAUGCAGAGCGACCUGCAUCGCAUGAAUGA